AUGCUCAAGCACAUCCGUAGAUGGAAGGCUACACAUAUAUUACAAAAAUCUCGAAUUCUCGCUCCCCUCUCUUCCCUCAUCUUCACUCAACCCUCAGUGUCUGCAGCAAAGCUCGAUGACGAGUCCACCGUCUUCCCAAACCCUAGAAACGCCGUCUCCGAAGUCAUUGCCGGCUUGAGAAUGUUUGGUUUGGGAAAUUGUGUUGGUGAUCAUCGUUUCAAAACCAUUAUCCCGACUUUGAAUCAGCCUCAGGUGGAUUUGAUUAUUGAAAGCUUGAGCACUGAGAACCCGGAGUCGGCUUUUGGUUUCUUCAACCUUUUGAGGAAUGAGUAUGCGUUUCGGCAUUCCAGGGUUUCAGAGUUUAUUGUUGCUCAUGUAUUAGCGGGGAGAAGGCUGUUUAAAGAAUUGCGUUUGUUUGUGAAGCAAAUGGUGGAUGAGGAAGGGCCCGGUUCGGCACAUUCACUUUGUGAGCUGCUCUUACAUAGAUUCAGGGACUGGGACUCGAGUGGUGUGGUGUGGGAUAUGUUGGCGUUUGCUUAUUCAAGAUCUGAGAUGAUUCAUGAUGCUCUGUCUGUUCUUGCUAGGAUGAAAGAUCUGAAUUUGAACGUUUCAACACCAACCUAUAACUGCCUGUUGCAUAACUUAAGACAUACAGAUAUCAUGUGGAGUGUUUAUGAUGAAAUUAAAGAUAGUGGAACUCAUCAGAGUGACCACACUUUUGCCAUACUUAUAGAUGGACUAUGUGAGCAAUCCAGCCUACAAGAUGCAGUUUCGUUCCUCAUGGGUGUGGAAAGGGGGGAUAGUGGGCCUUCAGUUGUUUCAUUCAAUACCAUCAUGUCUAGGUUUUGUAAAUUGGGUUUUGUGGAUAUUGCAAAGUCGUUUUUUUGUAUGAUGUUCAAGUGUGGACUACUUCCAGAUUCAUACAGUUAUAAUAUUCUUAUUCAUGGGCUGUGUAUAGCUGGUUCAUUGGAAGAAGCAUUGGAGUUCACUAAAGACAUGGAGAGGCAUGGGGUACAGCCUGACAGAGUCACCUACAACAUUCUUUGUAAGGGGUUUCAUCUACUUGGUCUGAUGAGUGGAGCUCGCGAGGUCAUUCAGAAGAUGUUGAUUAAAGGGUUGAAUCCGGAUCAUGUGACAUAUACAAUUUUGAUAUGUGGGCACUGCCAUGCUGGCAAUAUUGAAGAAGCCCUUAAGUUGCGGAAAGAGAUGCUUUCAAGGGGUUUUCAGUUGAGUGUCAUUUUAUACAGUGUACUUCUCAGCAGUUUGUGUAAAAGUGGACGAGUAGAAGAAGCGUUGCGAUUGCUGUAUGAGAUGGAAGCUGUUGGCUUGGAACCAGAUCUUAUUACAUACUCUAUCCUCAUUCAUGGCCUAUGCAAGCAAGGAGAUGUUCAGAGGGCAAGUGAACUAUAUAGAGAAAUGUACAUGAAGAGAAUCAUUCCCAAUUAUUUUGCACACCGUUCUAUUCUGUUAGGUCUGCGUGAGAAAGGGGAUAUAUCCGAAGCAAGGAAGUAUUUUGACAAUCUACUAACAAGGGAUGUGACAGAGGAUAUUGUGCUGUAUAAUAUUAUGAUGGAUGGAUAUGUAAAAUUAGGUAACAUUGUAGAAUCCACACGAUUAUAUAAACAAAUAAUUGAAAAGGGAAUAAAUCCUAGUAUUGUCACUUUCAAUACUCUUAUUUAUGGUUUCUGCAAAACUGGGAAACUGGUUGAGGCUCAUAAGAUGUUGGAUACCAUCAAGCUGCAUGGCUUGCUCCCAAGUCCAUUUACUUAUACUACUCUUAUGAAUGCCAACAUUGAACGAGGAAACAUCCAUGGCAUGCUUAAGUUGCUUCAGGAGAUGGAAGCAAAUGCUGUACAGCCAACUCAUGUAUCUUACACGGUAGUAAUUAAAGCACUUUUCAAACUGGGGAAGCUGCAGGAGGCUGUUCACUUAGUUGAGGAUAUGUAUGCUAAGGGCCUAACCCCAGACCAGAUCACGUAUAAUACUCUGAUCAAAUGUUUCUGCAGAGCUCGAGACUUCUUGAAAGCUUUUCAGUUGCAUAAUGAGAUGUUGGUUCAUAAUCUUGAGCCUACUCCUGUUACAUAUAAUGUUCUCAUCGAUGGUCUUUGUGUAUAUGGCGACCUAAUGGAUGCUGACAGGCUACUGGUUUCUCUUUGUGACUGCAAUAUCAAUUUGACAAAAGUUGCUUAUACCACAUUGAUCAAAGCACAUUGUGCAAAGGGUGAUGUACAUAGGGCAGUGGGGCUCUUCCAUCAAAUGGUGAAGAAAGGAUUUGAAAUCUCCAUUCGGGAUUAUAGUGCUGUUAUUAAUAGAUUGUGCAAAAGGUGUCUAAUAACUGAUGCAAAAUAUUUUUUCUGUAUGAUGCUGUCCAAUGGGAUUUGUCCUGAUCAAGAACUGUGUGAGGUGAUGCUGAAUACUUUUCGUCGUGUUGGUGAUCUCAAUUCAGUAGCUGAGCUUAUAGCUGAGAUGUUCAAACUUGGCUUUCUUCGACUGUUGAGGCAAGGACUUCAUUUUCUGCUCUGUCAAACCCUUUCCCUCUAUAUGGCCAGUUUUGAAGGGAUUCGUAGAAUUGGAUAUCUGCAUAUGCGGAAUCCAAAGGAAAUUGAAAAGGAUGAGUACCAUGAAUUUUACAAGAAAACUUUCAGUGGGUUCUUGGAUCCAGUUGCAUACACUCACUUCACCACUGAGUGUGAGGUGGAGUUCAGCAGUGUUCUUUACAUUCCUGGAAUGGGUCUCUUAACAAUGACAAUGUAG
Prunus armeniaca (apricot) is the source of this 2754-nucleotide messenger RNA. Lineage: Eukaryota; Viridiplantae; Streptophyta; Magnoliopsida; Rosales; Rosaceae. The record is from the annotation of a GenBank genome assembly.